AUGUACUCAAAAGUAGGUGGCGCAGAGAAUGUCUUCCGUUUCUUCUAUUCGACUUCGGUAUUUGCGUCCAACAUGACCACAUAUGAGGUAGAAGAGUGUCGGGGGGUCGGGUUGUGCACUCUCAGACACGCGGGUCUCAAGCCCCAUGCCUACGCUGGUCGAUUCUGGUGGUUGACCAGGGAGGAAAGCGCCGAUAUCAUGAGGAAAAACGUCUUCCACAGCCCAUACCCAGCAUGAAAAUGAAUAUAUCUGCGGCUGGAAGAUCAAGACCUAGCCUCCCACUUCCUUCUGCACGUUCGCCACGAUCGCAGAUCCAUGUUGCAAAGAGCCGCGCGGGAGAUGCACUCCGCGGUAGAUUUUUUUCUGGGUAUUAUGCAAAUUCGCAUGACAAAUCGAAUUCGACACUGGGGGUGGAGAAUCAUACGUUUUUACACAGCAUAGCGGACGCCACCGAGAAGCUGCGGACCUACAUGGGGCCGGGCACCCUACCAGUGUUGGUCUUGGGGGAUGUGGUGGACGUAACGGGAAGGGCAGACUGGCAGCAAAAACAAUUCCGAAAACGUUUUGCCCUCGACUCCUGGAGAGGCUGGUGGCGCCGCUUUAAAAGCCCGGACAUGCAUCUGAUGAUGCGUUGCGAAAAGUGGGCUGACCGGGUGAACAUUCGCGCCAUCUUGGCAAUCGAGGAAAAAGACGUGGACCAGAUUCGAAACGCCGUCCGGGCUGCGGUUCGCUUGGUGGCCAACAGUAAGAAAGAGCCGAUGUCCAGCAGAAGUGGCGGAACCAGCAGCGCCGCGGGUUUCCCAGCGUCCGGUGUGGGCGAGGAGUCAUCGUUUUCGGCGCAUCAAGAAAAAACCGCAAGGGAAGCUGUAGCAGGCAGCCAGCAGCUUUUCGACGCAUCAGAGGAACAGUCGGCGGCUCAAUUUUCUGUACAAGAGGACUCUGUCUCUCAGUUGCCGUUGAAGCUGGUCGUAAUGACGCUCGCGGAGGCCGACAAAGAUCUCAAACUAUUUGAGAACCGUGACAAGACGAAGGAGUGGAUUCCGGCUGAUCUGCUCGCAGAGUGGUACAAUCGAAACGCCAUUGAUUUUGCUUCAACCCAAGGACGGACAGCCGCAACUCCGAGCAGGUGACGCUGCAAAUCAGGGCGCGACUAAGUCGAGUUUCUAGACGCGCCAGGAGAAGGACACCAGAAAGCCACUCCUUUACUCAUGUAAUGGCAGAGGAACAAGCAGUAGCGGCCAGAGCCAGUUGCGGUGCCUAUCCUUUGUGAUGCGUCGACGCGCUCCCUCACUGCAGAGACAAUGAAACUUAAACAAGAACUGAACUACAAGACCCGCCUUGGGCCAAAAGUUCUUUUCUGCCACAUUUUUGCUUUAUGCUUAUUGUUAUUCGUCAAGCAUGUCCAGCUCCAGGUGCAGGAGGCUAAUCUGACGCUGCAGCGUCUGAUCAUCA
This is a messenger RNA of Amoebophrya sp. A120, 1452 nucleotides long. NCBI's taxonomy places the organism in Eukaryota, Dinophyceae, Syndiniales, Amoebophryaceae. The record is from the annotation of a GenBank genome assembly.